AUGAAGAUAGUCUCUUGGAAUGUCAGGGGGGUCGGCUCCAAGCACAAGAGGAGUCUAAUCAAAGCCACGAUUUCCACAAGAAAUCCGGACGUAGUGUGCUUUCAAGAGACCAAGGUUGCUACUUUCAAGAAUAGUCUGCUGGCUUCCUUAUGGGGUGUGGCCGAUGCGAAGUGGUUUGCCUUGGACGCGGAUGGGUCUUCGAGAGGAAUCCUGAUUGCUUGGAAGUCCUCUUCAUGGGACCUCCUUGACUCAUCUCGGGGGAACUAUUCGGGGUCUGUUAAACUCAAAGAUAAGUGCUCUUCCUUCCAAUGCCUUAUUUCUGUGGUUUAUGGCCCCAAUUCUGACUCUGACAGGCCUUCCUUCUGGGAAGAGUUAACCCUAGCUCGGCUAUCCUUUGCAGGGCCCUACUGUGUGGUGGGCGAUUUCAACGCCACUUGCUCAGCGGACGAUCAUUCUAGGAGAAGACGCCCGCCCCCCGCAAUGUCGCAGUUCUCGGAUUGGAUCCAGCUCCACCAGCUCAUUGACCUUCCUCUAUCGGGAGCUAGGUACACCAGCGGCCGUGCAAACCCAGUCCUAUCCCGCUUGGAUAGAUUUCUCAUCUCCCUAGACUGGUUCGACGCUUUCCCGAAUGUUCAGCAAAUCGCCCUGCCAAGAACAACCUCUGACCACUGCCCAAUUUUCCUUUCAGUGGAAGAGAACUGGGGCCCUAAACCUUUCAAGUUCAAUUCCUCCUGGCUCCAGUCAGAGGCUCUACGGCAGAACAUUAAAGAAUAG
Molecule: messenger RNA, 774 nt
Organism: Magnolia sinica
Lineage: Eukaryota; Viridiplantae; Streptophyta; Magnoliopsida; Magnoliales; Magnoliaceae
Exons: 1
Coding region: 1-774 (257 amino acids)
Molecular function (GO): catalytic activity
Source: RefSeq, a predicted model, not a curated record